AUGGGAGAUACAAAGUGCAAAUGUGGUCCAGGUUAUGCAACGCCCCUCGAUGCGGUUCGCAAUGGUCCGGUCGAAAAACUGCUUUAUGUUGUCUGUGUGCAACCGAAUCUGGACGAAGAACAUGGGGACUAUCUUGCCACGGUGGAUGUUGACCCGGCAAGCGCAACGUACUGUCAAGUUAUACAUCGCACGUACACCAAUAGUAAGAAAAAUGAAUUGCAUCACAGCGGUUGGAACACCUGCUCCAGCUGUCACUUUGUUCCGGGGGAUAAGGAAGUACCCACUCGGGACCGUUUAGUAUUGCCAUGUCUGAACUCGGACCGUAUCUUCAUAGUCGAUACCGGAAGCGAUCCGCGAGCUCCCAAGCUGGACAGGGUGAUCGAGGGCGAUGUGUUGAAGCGCGCCAACUGCACCGCUCCACAUACCACCCACUGUCUGCCGAACGGCAACAUCAUGAUCUCGAUCAUGGGUGAUGCCGAAGGUAACGCGAAGGGCGAUUUUGUGGAAUUUGAUAAGAAUUUUCAACUGGUCGGCACAUGGUCACGUGGAGAACGGAAUGCUCUGUGCGGAUAUGACUACUGGUACCAGCCGCACUUUAACGUAAUGGUUGCAUCGGAAUGGGGUGCACCGAAUCUGUUCCGCCGCGGUUACCAUCCUACCGAUUGUGACGAUCGUACGCAGUAUGGUUGUCGAUUGAACUUUUACCGCUGGCAGGAACGGGAACUCUUCCAAACGAUCGAUCUCGGGGACGAUGGAUUGACACCGCUCGAAAUUCGCUUCCUGCACAAUCCAAAAGAGAACCAAGGAUAUGUCGGAUGCGCUUUCUAUGCGAAUGUGUACCGUUUCUACCAGAAGCCCGGUUCCUCAGAGUAUACUGCCGAAAAGGUAAUUGAUGUGCCGGUGAAGAAAGUUCUGGGAGAAAAUGGCGAGAUCGAAAUGAUGGGCGGCAUGAUGACGGACAUCCUCAUCUCGUUGGACGAUCGGUUCCUGUACUUCAGCAACUGGCGCCACGGAGAUGUCCGACAGUACGAUAUCAGCGAUCGGGCACACCCACGACUCACCGGACAGGUGUUUCUGGGUGGAGCGAUACAGAGUGAUUCGCCAAGACGUGUCCAGAACGAUCCGGAAUUGAGCGAACCACCGAAACCGGUGUACGUGAAGAAUCGCCGCCUGUACGGAGGUCCUCAAAUGUUGCAGCUUUCCCUCGACGGACGUCGGCUGUACGUGUCGUCUAGUUUGUUCUCGCCGUGGGACAAGCAGUUCUAUCCGGAGAUGGUUGCAGCUGGUGGUACAAUUGUACAACUGGACGUCGACGUCGAAAAUGGCGGUAUGAAGCUGAACGAGAACUUCUUGGUGGACUUUGCGAAUGAACCAUACGGACCGGGAUUGCCUCAUGAGAUGCGUUAUCCUGGAGGUGAUUGUACGUCGGAUAUCUGGCUAGUGAACGAGUAA
Anopheles marshallii is the source of this 1452-nucleotide messenger RNA. RefSeq names its product methanethiol oxidase. Bases 1 to 1452 code for a protein of 483 amino acids. The record is from RefSeq and is a predicted model, not a curated record. The transcript is spliced from 4 exons. Gene Ontology annotation, molecular function: selenium binding. Lineage: Eukaryota; Metazoa; Arthropoda; Insecta; Diptera; Culicidae.